CCGGCCCGGCCCGGCCUCGCCUCGGACACCUCGCUCCGACAUGCCCCGCUCUGGCGGCCGGGCUCGCGGAGGAUCAUGACUGCGGCAGCGAACUGGGUGGCGAACGGGGCGAGCCUGGAGGAUUGUCACUCCAACCUCUUCUCGCUGGCUGAACUCACGGGAAUCAAAUGGCGUAGGUACAAUUUUGGAGGGCAUGGGGACUGUGGACCCAUAAUUUCAGCCCCAGCCCAGGAUGAUCCAAUCCUGUUAAGUUUCAUCCGCUGUCUGCAAGCCAACCUGCUGUGUGUAUGGCGUCGUGAUGUCAAACCAGAUUGCAAAGAGUUAUGGAUAUUCUGGUGGGGAGAUGAACCCAACCUAGUGGGUGUUAUACAUCACGAACUGCAGGUUGUGGAAGAAGGACUCUGGGAAAAUGGCCUUUCCUAUGAAUGUAGGACGCUGCUCUUCAAAGCGAUCCACAAUCUGUUAGAAAGGUGCCUAAUGGAUAAGAACUUCGUUAGGAUUGGGAAGUGGUUUGUCCGACCCUAUGAAAAGGAUGAGAAGCCAGUUAACAAAAGUGAGCAUUUGUCCUGUGCUUUCACAUUUUUUCUUCAUGGGGAAAGUAAUGUAUGCACCAGUGUGGAGAUUGCCCAACACCAGCCCAUCUAUUUGAUCAAUGAGGAACACAUACACAUGGCUCAGUCUUCACCCGCACCAUUUCAAGUACUGGUAAGUCCUUAUGGCUUAAAUGGCACGCUGACAGGCCACGCGUACAAGAUGUCCGACCCCGCCACCCGCAAGCUCAUUGAGGAAUGGCAGUACUUUUACCCGAUGGUGCUGAAAAAGAAGGAGGAAUUGAAAGAGGAAGAAUUGGGAUAUGAUGAUGAUUUCCCUGUGGCAGUUGAAGUAAUUGUUGGUGGUGUUCGGAUGGUCUACCCUUCAGCUUUUGUUUUGAUCUCUCAGAAUGACAUCCCAGUUCCUCAGAGUGUUGGAAGUUCUGGAGGCCACGUUGCAGUUGGGCAACAGGGCGUUGGUAGCGUGAAGGAUCCAAGUAACUGUGGCCUGCCUCUGACCCCUCCCACCUCUCCAGAGCAGGCUGUCAUAGGUGAGAGUGGAGGUACUCAGAGUGCUGCUAGUCACCUAGGUUCCCAAGAUGGAGGGAUGAUAACUUUGCACAGUCCAAAGAGAUCGGGGAAGAUUCCUCAAAAACUCCACAAUCAUAUGGUCCAUCGAGUCUGGAAGGAAUGCAUCCUCACCAGAAGACAGUCCAAGAGGAGCCAAAUGUCAACUCCAACUCUUGAAGAAGAGCCGGCUAACAAUCCUGCCACUUGGGAUUUUGUGGAUCCCACCCAAAGAGUUAGCUGUUCCUGUUCCAGGCAUAAACUUUUAAAACGUGCAACAGGACCCAAUCGAACUCCCACGAUAUCUCAACCAGGGUUCAAUGCAGGACCAUCAUCAUCUUCAUCUUUACCACCUCCUGCUUCUUCAAAGCACAAAACAAUGGAAAGACAGGAAAAAGGAGACAAAUUACAAAAGAGACCAUUGAUCCCAUUUCACCACAGGCCCUCUGUGGCUGAAGAGUUAUGCAUGGAGCAGGAUACAGCAGGACAGAAGCUAGGGUUGGCAGGAGUAGACUCCUCCCUAGAGGUGUCCAGCAGUAGAAAGUAUGAUAAGCAAAUGGCCGUGCCUUCCAGAAAUACAAGCAAGCAAAUGAAUCUGAAUCCUAUGGAUUCACCUCAUUCCCCUAUUUCCCCGUUGCCACCAACACUUAGCCCUCAGCCAAGAGGUCAGGAAACGGAGAGUUUGGACCCACCGUCUGUUCCUGUGAACUCAGCCCUCUAUGGAAGUGGUCUGGAACUGCAGCAGCUGUCCACUCUGGAUGACAGAACUGUCCUCGUAGGCCAAAGACUGCCUCUGAUGACAGAGGUCAGCGAGACAGCCUUGUAUUGUGGGGUCAGGUCCUCGAACCCGGAGUCAUCAGAGAAGUGGUGGCAUAGUUUUCGUCUCCCUUCCAGUGAUGAUGUUGAGUUUAGGCCUCCAGAGCUCCAGGGUGAGAGAUGUGAUGCCAAAAUGGAGGUGAACUCAGAGAGUACUGCAUUGCAAAGACUCUUAGCACAGCCGAACAAACGGUUCAAAAUCUGGCGAGAGAAGCAGCCUCAGAUUCAGCCGCUCCACUUCCCCGACCCAUUGCCUCUCUCACAACAACCUGGAGAUGGCCCGGGAGAAGCCAAUGACCCGUAUACCUUCGAGGAUGGUGACAUAAAGUACAUUUUCACAGCAAAUAAGAAAUGCAAACAAGGGGCAGAGAAAGAUUCUUUGAAGAAGAAUAAGUCAGAGGAUGGAUUUGGUACCAAGGAUGUCACUACACCAGGUCAUUCCACGCCGGUGCCUGAUGGGAAAAAUGCCAUGUCUAUUUUCAGUUCUGCUACUAAAACAGAUGUCCGGCAGGAUAACGCUGCUGGCAGAGCUGGCUCCAGUAGCCUUACACAGGUGACAGAUUUGGCACCUUCCCUUCAUGAUUUAGACAACAUCUUUGAUAAUUCUGAUGACGAGGAACUUGGGGCUGUAUCACCUGCACUGCGUUCAUCUAAAAUGCCUGCGGUUGGGACAGAAGACCGACCUCUGGGGAAGGAUGGAAGAGCAGCUGUUCCUUACCCACCAACAGUUGCAGACUUACAAAGGAUGUUUCCCACUCCUCCAUCUCUGGAACAGCAUCCUGCGUUCUCUCCUGUGAUGAAUUAUAAAGAUGGGAUCAGCUCUGAGACAGUAACAGCAUUAGGCAUGAUGGAGAGCCCAAUGGUCAGUAUUGCCUCAACACAACUGACAGAAUUUAAAAUGGAAGUGGAAGAUGGUCUAGGCAGUCCCAAGCCAGAGGAAAUAAAGGAUUUUUCUUAUGUGUACAAAGUUCCACAAUUUCAACCUUUUGUGGGGUCCUCCAUGUUUGCUCCACUGAAGAUGUUGCCGAGCCAUUGCCUCCUACCUCUGAAGAUACCUGAUGCCUGUCUGUUUCGGCCUUCGUGGGCGAUUCCUCCUAAAAUUGAACAACUGCCCAUGCCCCCUACAGCCACUUUCAUUAGAGAUGGCUACAAUAAUGUGCCUAGUGUUGGAAGCCUAGCCGAUCCAGACUCUCUGAACACACCACAGAUGAGCACGCCGGUGACGCUGAACAGUGCUGCUCCAGCCAGCAACAGUGGGGCAGGAGUCCUUCCAUCUCCAGCAACCCCUCGCUUCUCUGUCCCUACCCCACGUACCCCCAGGACCCCAAGAACUCCCAGAGGUGGGGGUACUGCCAGUGGUCAGGGAUCUGUGAAGUAUGACAGCACUGAUCAGGGGUCACCAGCCUCUACACCGUCUACAACACGGCCCCUCAACUCUGUGGAGCCUGCCACCAUGCAGCCAAUUCCUGAAGCCCACAGUCUGUAUGUCACCCUGAUCCUGUCUGAUUCUGUCAUGAAUAUCUUUAAAGACAGAAACUUUGACAGCUGUUGCAUCUGUGCCUGCAACAUGAACAUCAAAGGGGCAGAUGUCGGCCUUUACAUCCCUGACUCCUCCAACGAGGACCAGUACCGCUGUACCUGUGGCUUCAGUGCCAUCAUGAACCGCAAACUUGCCUACAAUUCAGGACUCUUCCUGGAAGAUGAGCUGGAUAUUUUUGGGAAGAACUCUGAUAUUGGUCAAGCUGCGGAGAGGCGCUUAAUGAUGUGUCAGGGCACCUUUCUUCCUCAGGUCGAGGGAGCCAAAAAACCCCCGGAGCCACCCAAUAGCCUUCUCCUCCUCCUCCAGGAUCAACACACACAACCUUUUGCUUCUCUCAGUUUCUUGGACUACAUUUCUUCUAACAAUCGCCAAACUCUUCCCUGUGUAAGCUGGAGUUAUGACCGGGUGCAAGCAGAUAACAAUGAUUACUGGACAGAAUGCUUUAACGCAUUGGAGCAGGGCCGGCAAUACGUGGAUAAUCCCACUGGUGGAAAAGUGGACGAAGCUCUAGUGAGAAGUGCCACUGUGCACUCUUGGCCUCAUAGCAAUGUGCUGGACAUCAGCAUGCUGUCCUCCCAAGAUGUGGUUCGGAUGCUGUUGUCCCUGCAGCCCUUUCUGCAAGAUGCCAUCCAAAAGAAGCGAACGGGCAGGACCUGGGAAAACAUCCAGCACGUGCAGGGACCACUCACCUGGCAGCAGUUCCACAAGAUGGCAGGACGUGGGACCUACGGUUCAGAAGAAUCUCCUGAGCCAUUGCCCAUCCCCACACUGCUGGUGGGCUAUGACAAGGACUUCCUCACCAUCUCACCGUUCUCCUUGCCAUUUUGGGAGAGGCUGUUGUUGGACCCAUAUGCUGGCCAUCGUGAUGUUGCCUAUAUUGUGGUGUGUCCAGAAAAUGAGGCCUUGCUCGAAGGAGCCAAAACUUUCUUCAGGGACUUGAGUGCUGUAUAUGAGAUGUGUAGACUUGGGCAGCACAAGCCCAUCUGCAGAGUGCUGCGUGAUGGGAUCAUGCGUGUGGGGAAGACCGUGGCACAGAAGCUGACCAAUGAGCUUGUGAGCGAGUGGUUUAACCAGCCGUGGAGCAGCGAGGAGAGCGACAAUCAUUCCAGACUCAAGCUCUACGCACAAGUUUGCCGCCAUCACCUAGCACCUUACUUAGCCACUCUGCAGCUCGACAGCAGCCUGCUGAUACCACCCAGGUAUCAGAACCCACCAGCAGCAGCACAGGGACAGACUGCUCCUGGCAAUGCUGGGCCUUUGGCUUCAAGUUCAGGAUCAGCUGCUCCCCCUGCUGGCAGUGCAUUUAAUCCCACCUCCAACGGUAGUUCUACCAACCCUGCAGCAAGUGGUUCCGCAUCUGGGUCCUCUGGACCACCCGUCUCAUCAUCUACCUGUGCUCCGGGUAUUAACCAAAUCAGCACUACCUCCUCUUCAGGAUUCAGUGGUAGUGUUGGAGGACAGAACCCCAAUGCUGGGGGCAGUUCCACGGAUAGAACCCCAGGGAACGUAAGCUGUGGUGGAGACACUGAGCCUGGGCAAAGCUCGUCUCAGCCCUCCCAGGACGGACAAGAAAGUGUUACAGAGAGGGAGCGAAUAGGCAUCCCCACAGAGCCUGACUCGGCAGACAGCCACACCUACCCUCCCGCUGUUGUCAUUUACAUGGUGGACCCAUUCACCUACACCUCGGAGGAGGAUGCCACUCCCGGAAACUUCUGGCUGUUGAGCUUGAUGCGCUGCUAUGCAGAAAUGCUGGAUAAUUUACCUAAGCAUAUGAGAAAUUCUUUCAUUCUCCAGAUUGUGCCUUGCCAGUACAUGCUGCAGACAAUGAAGGACGAGCAAGUGUUCUACAUUCAGUACUUGAAGUCCAUGGCAUUUUCCGUGUACUGCCAGUGCAGGCGGCCGCUGCCUACACAGAUCCACAUUAAGUCCCUCACAGGGUUUGGGCCUGCAGCCAGCAUGGAGAUGAUUCUCAGGAACCCUGAACGGCCUAGCCCAAUCCAGAUUUACGCCCCUCCCUUUAUAUUGGCUCCAAUCAAAGACAAGCAGACAGAGCUGGGAGAGACGUUCGGUGAGGCGGGCCAGAAAUACAAUGUGCUGUUUGUGGGCUACUGUCUGUCUCAUGACCAGCGCUGGCUUUUGGCUUCCUGCACUGACCUCCAUGGGGAGUUAUUAGAGACCUGCAUUAUAAAUAUUGCUUUACCAACCAGGUUACGGAAGAGUAAAGUUUCUGCGCGUAAAUAUGGCCUCCAGAAGUUAUGGGACUGGUGCAUAGGGAUUCUCCAAGUGACAUCUAUACCCUGGAGAGUUGUGAUCGGCCGACUCGGCCGGCUUGGCCACGGGGAGCUUAAAGAUUGGAGUAUCCUCCUUGGAGAAUGUUCACUACAGACAAUCAGCAAAAAGCUCAAGGAAGUGUGCCGGCUGUGUGGAGUCUCUGCCGCAGACUCUCCUUCUAUCCUUAGUGCCUGCCUCGUUGCCAUGGAGCCCCAGGGGUCCUUUGUCGUGAUGCCAGAUGCUGUAACAAUGGGCUCUGUUUUUGGCCGAAGUACUGCACUGAACAUGCAGUCCUCUCAGCUCAACACCCCCCAAGAUGCUUCUUGUACACACAUCUUAGUGUUCCCAACAUCGUCCACCAUCCAGGUGGCUCCAGCCAAUUACCCCAAUGAGGAUGGAUUCAGCCCCAACAAUGAUGAUAUGUUUGUUGACCUUCCAUUCCCAGAUGAUAUGGACAAUGAUAUUGGCAUCUUAAUGACCGGGAACCUCCAUUCCUCUCCCAACUCCUCCCCCGUCCCCUCCCCAGGGUCUCCUUCUGGAAUUGGUGUGGGCUCACACUUCCAGCACAGUCGGAGUCAGGGUGAGCGUCUCCUUUCCAGGGAAGCCCCUGAGGAGCUCAAGCAGCAGCCCCUGGCCCUGGGCUAUUUUGUGUCAACUGCCAAAGCUGAGAAUCUCCCCCAGUGGUUUUGGUCAUCGUGUCCCCAGGCUCAGAACCAGUGUCCUCUCUUCCUGAAGGCUUCCCUGCACCAUCACAUUUCUGUAGCACAGUCAGAUGAACUUCUCCCUGCCAGAAAUUCUCAGCGGGUUCCACACCCUCUGGACUCCAAAACCACAUCGGAUGUUCUAAGAUUUGUUUUGGAGCAGUACAACGCCCUGUCGUGGCUCACGUGCAAUCCAGCCACCCAGGACCGUACUUCCUGCCUUCCUGUCCACUUUGUGGUGCUGACUCAGUUGUACAACGCCAUCAUGAAUAUACUUUAAUUGGAAAAGCACUUGUUCUCUCUGGUUCAGUUCCUUCUCCUGCAACCUCAGUGCAAGGAACCUCAGAGACCCACGUCCUUUCCACAGCCCUCACCGUGAGUCCUUCACGGGCACAGUCCGUCCCUGCAGUGUUCAGUCCUCGGGGGACUCCAUGACACUUCUUAUGGACCUGGAAACUUCCAUUAGCAGUGACUUCCAGCCAGUGUUGUGGUGAGGGCAGCUGCCGGCCACUGGUGGGCCAGAAACUUCAGAGGGAAAUUAAGGCAAUGGUGUCCUUUUGCACAAGAGUCUGUGUGCUCAGCCUUUGUUAAAGAUGAGGGCCAUCGGCCGUGUGGAUGAAAUCCUCUCGUGACUGGGGUCUGGCCCGUGGGUUACCUGAACUCCAUGAUCUGGGACUUGGUAAACUAAGAACCAGCUCCAGUACCUACUUCCACACUGGGACCUUUUUUCCCAGUGCUUCCGCCCACCCACCCAGAUGGGCACCUGCCUGCGGGAGGUGGUCGUGGUCUGGCGACAGGUUCAGUUUAUUUAUUUGGAGUUGUUUUGCCACCACUUUUCCUAUGACUUUCCUUUCCUUUUUUUAAUUCCUGAGGACCAGGUACAGUAACUGAAACCCAACUCAAUCCACCGUAGGAUUCUCUGACUGAAUACCUCUGUCCCAGAAGCUGGAAAAGCAGUGAAAACAGGUAGGGGAGAUGAGGCCUAAGGAGUAACACAUUGAGAACCACUCAGCAGUGGGCUUUGUCCAACAAGCUGUGUCCUCCAGGUUCUGCCGCGUGUCCUGCACGACCUCCUUUCCCGAGCUGGGGAGGCAGUCGGGCCUUGCCCGGGGCCCGGAGGCAGGUCACUUCAUUAGUUUUAUAUAGUUGCAAUGGAAAUCUAUUUUCUAGUGAAUUCUUAUUGAAAACCGGGUCUCUCCUCUCAUUAGAUCAAAAAGGGACUCGUGUACAUAUCACAAUUGAAAGUGUUUGCUCAGAAAACCAGUUAAUAUGGUAAAUUUUUCUGGACCAUAGGAAUAUUAACCAUUAAAUUAGUACUUGAAGUUGAGCCUUCGUUGUGGAACUUUUU
Ochotona princeps (American pika) is the source of this 7773-nucleotide messenger RNA. It is a transcript of the gene MED13L, whose product is annotated as mediator complex subunit 13L. Gene Ontology annotation, cellular component: mediator complex. NCBI's taxonomy places the organism in Eukaryota, Metazoa, Chordata, Mammalia, Lagomorpha, Ochotonidae. The transcript is spliced from 31 exons. The coding region runs from base 76 to 6705 and encodes 2209 amino acids. Gene Ontology annotation, molecular function: transcription coregulator activity. Gene Ontology annotation, biological process: regulation of transcription by RNA polymerase II. The record is from RefSeq and is a predicted model, not a curated record.